UUUCCGGAGCAGAACAACGGCUGACGUUUAAAGCUUAAAUAGCGUUAUUUGUGUUUGUUUUCAUCGUAUUGAACCACGGCGUUCGAACGACAAACGUUUAAUACAACUGUAAAUAUACCGGUAGGAUUGUGGCGGAUGUCAGGACAACGUGUGUUUUAGCUCAUGGACAAAGAGAAAAGCGUCGACAUUUGCUCGUGGAUGGAGAUGCAGCAGUUCGUUGGUGACGUCAUCACAGCUGGAAACAGCAGCGGCUCUCUGAAGGAGCAGGCGGAGGUGCUGAGUGCAGCCUGGGGAUUGGCUGGAGCUGAGGGUCUGGGGUUCAAAGGUCACACACUGGAACCUCUUCAGCAACCCCGAGCAGCCCAGGAGAAGGCAGGAGGAGGACACAGGAGAGGAGGAGGUGGUGUAGACGAGCAUCAUGGCUGCACCUGCCCUGGCUGUCCUUACUCCAGCUCGCCCCCUUUAUUCGAGACGUUAAAACCCAGACAAGCUUCAUCCUCAACACUGUGUUCUGACACUGGGGGGUUUAGCCGCACAACUCCAGUGAACCUAAGCGUGUGCUUGGCAGACACCACGGAGGUGAACAGUAACGCCGCGUCCCACUUAGAGACCAGGCCAUCCAGUAGGCUGCACAGGGAGGAUGCUGAGAGGGGGACUCGGAACGCUGGACUAGCUUCACACCAGAACUCUGAAAUGCCAACAUCUAGAGCUUCAUCUGGUUUGUUGUCCCACCUCUCCCUGUUUCCCUGCUUGUGUUGCCACCGUGGCCUACAAACCUGUGCGCAGAUCCUGAGCCAGCAAGAGCGCACGGACUCACCAUUUUCUCACACGCACGCUCACCACCAUUUUCACCACCACCACUGUCCCCUUGCCUCUUGUUUGCCCUGCCCUCAGCUUGGUCACUCUGCUCCACUCUCGGGUUCGUUCCCCUGCUUUUCGUGCCAGUGUUCCUUACCUCCCUGCACUCAGAUCGGUGGCCGCCAGCACAGACAAACCCGGCAACAAGAGGAGCGGGACAGAACUGCCCCAAACCCGAUGCCUCUGCACCCUUGUAUGCACUGCCCUGCCACCUUUAACCGUCCUUCCCAGUUGCUGCAACAUCAGCGCUCUGAGCAUGCCCACAAACAGCCUGGUUUCCUCUGCACAGAGUGCGGCAGGGCCUUCAACUCGCACAGCAACCUGCGCAUCCAUCUCAACGUGCACACUGGUGCCCGGCCAUACAUCUGCUGUGACUGCGGGAAGAGUUUUAGUCAGUCGGGGGCUCUGAAGAUUCACAAACGGAUUCACACAGGUGAAAGGCCGUAUUCCUGUGGUUUCUGUGGCAGGGGGUUUCCUCAUCUAGCAGGCAUACGAGCCCAUCAGAGGAUCCACACCGGAGAAAAACCCUACUGCUGUAGCCAGUGUGGGAAAUGUUUCACCCAGUCAGGAGCUUUGAAGGUCCAUUCCCGUAUUCACACAGGAGAAAGGCCUUUUAUCUGUAGCAUCUGUGAGAAAGGCUUCUCCAAUCGCUCUGGGAUACGCUUCCAUUACCGGACAGUCCAUGGGCUGGUCCCUGAAGCCACAGGUGAAGCUGCAGCUGGGAGUCCUCCAGGACGUCCUAGGACCUUUCCUUCUACCAACCCUAGACCAAAUACACAUAACAUCCCAGAAAGCAACUCUCAUAGCACCCUGAACACAAGAGAUGCUUCUGCGGUGAUGGCACCUCAUCUGGGUUCUGACCUGCUUGGGAGAAACAGUGGUGACUCCCAGUCUGAGGGCUCAAAGACAGACAGCAACAGAGAGACGUUGAUGUAUGUGUGUGAAGACUGUGGCCUUCGGUUUAAAGACGCCCCAUCCAGGAACCAGCACCAGACUCUGGUGCACUACUCCUCUGAGCAGAUGGAGGACGAGUCGGAGGAGGAAGAACAGGGGAAAGAAUUAAUGCCGGCUGAGUUGGCUCAGGACAGCAGCAAAGGUUGAUCUAAGAGGACCAUUGGACAGGUGUGCACCAUGAUGACUGAACCAUCCCCUAUACCAGCGUAAGUUGUAUUUUAAAAACCUUGUGGUUUUGUUGUGA
Molecule: messenger RNA, 2056 nt
Organism: Thalassophryne amazonica
Lineage: Eukaryota; Metazoa; Chordata; Actinopteri; Batrachoidiformes; Batrachoididae
Exons: 3
Coding region: 163-1959 (598 amino acids)
Biological process (GO): regulation of transcription by RNA polymerase II
Cellular component (GO): nucleus; chromosome
Molecular function (GO): chromatin insulator sequence binding
Source: RefSeq, a predicted model, not a curated record